CGGCGAGAAGGGGGGAGCGGCAGGCUCCGCGGUGUAGUUGAACGCAGGCGCUCGGCCCUGGUUCCGGGAGAGCCCGUGCCCGGAGGCGCAGCCGGCGGAGUCCGUGGCAGCCGGGGACGCUGAUCGGACCGCUCGGCUCAGUCUCCCCCCCGGGUCCCGGCGGGGGAUGGUGCCUUCCGCAGCGCGCGCCUUGCUCCCGCGGUUCGGCUGCUCUGACGGGGGAGGGGACGUGAGCGCCGGGCUGGCCCCAGGGAGCGCGGGCCGCGGCUCCGCACGGACGGGACCAUGUCGGCGGGCGGGGAGGAGCUGAAAGUGCCCGAGGAGAUGUUCAAAGAUGUCAAGUUCUUCGCUGUGGGAGACAUCGACCCCAAGGUUAUUCAGCUUCUAAAAGCUGGGAAAGCGAAGGAGGUUUCUUAUAAUGCACUGGCUUCCCACAUUAUUUCGGAAGAUGGGGACAAUCCCGAGGUUGGAGAAUCUCGUGAGGUCUUCGAUCUCCCUGUGGUAAAGCCUUCCUGGGUGAUUUUGUCUGUCCAGUGUGGCGCUCUUCUGCCGGUGAAUGGUUUCUCUCCAGAAUCAUGUCAGAUCUUUUUUGGAGUCACUGCUUGUCUCUCUCAGAUUUCAUCUGAAGAUCGAAGUGUGCUGUGGGCUUUGAUUACUUUUUAUGGAGGGGAUUGCCAGCUGAGCCUCAAUAAUAAGUGUACUCAUUUGAUUGUGCCUGAGCCAAAGGGGGAAAAAUAUGAAUGCGCUUGUAAACGAGAGAGCAUUAAAAUUGUGACACCUGAUUGGGUACUAGAUUCUAUAUCUGAUAAAACUAAAAAAGAAGAGAUAUCCUAUCAUCCCCGCCUAAUUAUAUAUGAGGAGGAAGAGGAGGAGGAAGAAGAAGAUGCAGAAAAUGAAGAACAAGAUUCUCAAAAUGAAGCUAGUACCGAUGAAAAAUUAUCAAGCCCAGCAUCAUCUCGAGAAGGAUCACCUUUGGGUGACCAGGCUUUUUCACCAAAAUCUAUUAGUGCUGAUAAAACAAAAGGAGAACUGAUGUUUGAUGAUUCCUCAGAUUCCUCUCCUGAAAAGCAAGAAAGGAAUUUGAACUGGACACCAGCUGAAGUCCCACAGACAGCUGCAGCAAAGCGCAGGUUGCCUCAAGGCAAGGACUCUGGGUUAAUUAAUUUAUGUGCCAAUGUCCCACCAGUACCAGGCAAUAUUUUGCCUCCGGAAAUCAGAGGUAAUAUAAUGGCUUCCGUUCAAGGUACCCAAGGCUCUGAACGACCAGAAAUGAUGACUACGUGGAGUCCAGCAGUACGGACAUUAAGAAACAUUACUAAUAGUGCUGAUAUUCAGCAGAUUAAUAGGCCAUCAAAUGUAGCACAUAUCUUGCAAUCCCUUUCAGCACCUACAAAAAGUUUAGAACAACAAGUAAAUCAUAGCCAACAGGGACAUACAAACGCUGUGUUGUUUAGCCAAGUGAAAUUAACUCCAGAGACACAUUUAUUACAACAACAACAUCAAACACAGCAGCAACAGCACCACCCUCUUCUACACCUUCAACCUCAACAACUUAUGCAGUUGCAGCAGCAGCAGCAGCAACAGCAACAACCACAGAUUCCUCAACAACCUUUCCCACAGCAACAGUCUCAUCAGUUUUCACAACAGCAACAGCAAGUUCAUCAGCAACACCAGUUUGCACAGCAGCUACAGUUUCCACAGCAACAACUACAUCCUCAACAACAACUCCACCGGCCUCAGCAACAGCUGCAAUUCCAACAGCAGCAUGCCUUGCAACAGCAGUUGCAUCAGUUACAACAACAACAGUUGCAGCAGCAACAAUUACAGCAAAUACAGCAGCAGAACCUUCAACAGCAACAACUACAGCAGCAACAGCAGCAAAUUCAGCAACAGCAGUUGCAACAGCAGCAUUUACAGCGGUUACAUCAGCAACAUCAACAGCAGCAAAUGCAAACUCAAGCGCCGCAACAUUUGACUCAAACAUCUCAGCCGCUACAACAUCAGGUGCCAGCCCAGCAACUGCAACAUCACCAGCAGCCACAGCUGCAACAACAUCAGCUGUUUGGACAUGAUCCAGCCAUAGAGAUUCCAGAAGAAUAUUUCCUGUUGGGCUGUGUUUUUGCAAUUGCUGAUUACCCAGAACAGAUGUCUGACAAACAGCUGUUAGCGACCUGGAAACGGAUCAUUCAAGCACAUGGCGGCACUGUGGACCCCACGCUUACAAGCAGAUGUACGCAUCUUCUCUGUGAAAGCCAAGUCAGUAAUAUGUAUGCUCAGGCUGUGAGAGAAAGGAAGAGGUGCAUCACAGCACACUGGCUGAACUCCAUCUUGAAGAAGAAGAAAAUGAUACCACCACAUCGAGCCCUUCAUUUUCCAGUGGCAUUCCCACCAGGAGGAAAACCAUGCUCUCAGCACAUUAUCUCAGUGACAGGAUUUGUUGAUAGUGACAGAGAUGAUCUCAAACUAAUGGCUUACCUAGCAGGGGCCAAAUACACUGGCUAUCUGUGUCGCAGCAACACAGUUCUCAUCUGUAAAGAGCCUACUGGGUUAAAGUAUGAGAAAGCCAAAGAAUGGAGGAUACCGUGUGUAAACGCACAGUGGAUUUGCGAUAUAUUGCUUGGAAAUUUUGAAGCAUUACGGCAGAUUCAACAUAACCGAUAUACAGUGUUCAAUCUUCAGGACCCCCUUUCUCCCACUCAGCAGCUAGUUCUAAACCUUCUGGAUGCUUGGAGAGUGCCAUUGAAGGUAUCAUCAGAGCUUCUAAUGGGUGUGAGAUUGCCCCUGAAACCAAAGCAAAAUGAAUCAAGUCUUCAGCCUUCUUCUAAACGGGCAAGAAUUGAGGACAUACCACCACCUACUAAAAAGCUCUCACCAGAAUUGACCCCAAUGGUGCUCUUCACAGGAUUUGAGCCAACACAAGUCCAGCAGUAUAUCAAGAAACUCUACAUUCUUGGGGGUGAAGUAGCAGAAUCUGCACAGAAAUGCACACAUCUAGUUGCCAGCAAAGUGACCCGUACUGUAAAGUUCCUGACAGCAAUUUCAGUAGUCAAGCACAUAGUAACUCCGGAGUGGUUAGAAGAGUGUUUCAAAUGCCAGAAAUUUGUUGAUGAGCAGAACUUCAUGCUCCGAGAUGCAGAAGCUGAGGUGCUUUUCUGCUUCAGUUUAGAGGAGUCUCUAAAGAGAGCACAAGUGGCUCCACUUUUUAAGGGGAAAUAUUUUUACAUUACACCUGGAAUUUGUCCUAGCCUUUCCACCAUGAAGGCAAUUGUGGAAUGUGCAGGAGGAAAAGUAUUAUCCAAACAACCUUCUUUUCGAAAACUUAUGGAACACAAACAAAACAAAAGUUUGUCAGCGAUAAUCUUGAUAUCCUGUGAAAAUGAUCUUCACUUAUGUCGAGAAUAUUUUGCCAGAGGCAUAGAUGUCCAUAAUGCGGAGUUUGUUCUGACUGGAGUACUUACUCAAACACUGGAUUAUGAAUCAUAUAAAUUUACUUGAUGGAUAGUAAAAUGCCUUAUUGCUUCGGAGUCCUUGGAGCAUUAAAUCUAGCUGUUCCAGCCACCGUGUAAAGUAACUAAUACUUCCUGUGAGUGCUGUUUUCCAGCUGUGUUCCUUGGGAUGAUGAGCAGUUCAAAGCAGGAAAGCAAAAAAAAAAACUGCAUCUUUUUUAGGAUGUGUAAUUUUAUUAUGAGGAAACAUAAUUUACUAUGUUUUGUAUUAUACUACCGUUUUAAAAGAUCCCGUUUUAGAUAUCAUAAUUAAUUAGUUUGCUAGUUUUUAAAUAUUUUAACUAUGGUACUUCAAUCUAAAGGAAAAUUUGGAUGUGAAAAUAAAAAUAAAAAGGGCUUGUUGUCUCUUAAGUUAUGGAUUUGAAGAUUGAAAAUGUUUUGUACUUUAUUUUUAUUUCUUACACUCUAUUUUCUUUUAUAUUGGUAUUUUGCCCAAGUUUUAAAUAAAUGUACUAUAAAUGUUUUACUCUAAAUUUUAGUGGUGUUUUUUUAAAUAUUGUGCAGUUAUGGCACUCUGGUAAAAGAAAGUGAAUCAUUUUUCCAAGUGGUGUGAGAUUUUAAGUUUAUUUUUGGGGGUAUGUUAAUAUAUAAAAACCAGGUAAAUUAAAAGGAAAUUCUUGUAAGUGUAUAAAUGUGUUCCUUUCGACACAUUUAUAAACUUGGAGGGAGUGACUACAGCCCACACACUCGUAAUACUGUUGUGAUAACUUUCUUCUGUGUAAUCAAUUUUAUGAAAUAAAUAUUUUUAAAAAUCUCUCAAAAUUAUUUUUAACUUGUAUUUUAUCAAAAGUGAACUGUUCUUGCAAUACACAUGCCAUUACAUCUACUUUAUCGCUUUAGAUUCUUAAUCCUGAUCAACAAAUAGAUAAAAAACCCAGUCUGAGAGCACCUACAUUUUGCUUAAUCAGCAAGCAGUUAUGUCAGGGGAGAGGCAUUCUGUUUACUUGUGAAGCACCAUGCAUGCUGCUGACCCAGUGUAACUCUUGCAUUUAAGUGUGCUCUGAAUUGCUCAGAAGUAUUUUGAACAGUAUCUAACCAUGUGUUUUAGCAGGCACUAUGUUCUUAUUUAGACACACUUGUUGAGAAGAUUUUGCAAAGGUAGUAAUAUCAAAAAGUGAGCAAAGCUGAUCUUCAGUUUGUCCAUAGAAAGCUCGGUUUAUAUCAUACUAUUUAAUUUAUAUAAGUAUUUAAAACUAUGUAUUUUGUGUUUUAGAGAAUGCAUAAAAUCUCUGUGGUAAUUGACCUCUUUCUCUGUUGCUUCCCUUCUGGGAAUGUUUAAAGUUAAGCAUAUGGUUAAGUACCUUGCUGAAUUGGAGUCCUGCACUCUCUGAUGUGAUUUCUUAAGCAUUUUUUGCUCCUCCUUGGGGUUACUAUAAUACAUGAAAUCUUCAAACUAUACAGUCUGUUUACUGCUGAUCUUAGAGCUGGAUAAAAUGUUGAGUUCAAAAUUUUGCUAAAAAUUUUGAAUGACUUUUUUUUUUUUUUUGCCAGUUCUAGUGAUACCUAUUGGAAUUUUUUUGUUGUUGAAACGUGUAUCAUUCAAAAUAAAUAUUGAUUCUUCAUUGAGAA
Molecule: messenger RNA, 5075 nt
Organism: Malaclemys terrapin pileata
Lineage: Eukaryota; Metazoa; Chordata; Testudines; Emydidae
Gene: PAXIP1
Product: PAX interacting protein 1
Exons: 21
Coding region: 286-3495 (1069 amino acids)
Biological process (GO): positive regulation of transcription initiation by RNA polymerase II
Cellular component (GO): nucleus
Source: RefSeq, a predicted model, not a curated record